CCUCACAGACAUUGGUGUUGGACGCACGCGUGUUUGUGUCAAAUUCUAUUAUCAUUACGAUUUGUUUUGUGAAAAUGGUUCUUGCAGACUUUUUGACGGAUACAAGAAAGAAGUGGCUUCAGGCUUUUAAGCUGUUUAAGCGGAAUAAAAACAAAAAGAGCGCUCGAAACCGGGUCUCUCCAGCGCUGGUGCGCUCUCCGUCAUAUAAUGGAACGGUGGACGCGCGCGCGGAGAUCGAUCUACAACGCUUCUGCCCCUGUAGAACCUCCAUGCCACCGCUACACAUCGCGAAUGAGUCCUACGAGAACACAUCCUACUACAGCAGUUACAACAGCUACGACUCUCACAAUGACAGCCUACAGAGCUACAACAAUUCAACUUGCGAUAGCUCGGGACGGUCCGACUCCGCGUAUGAUUCGACGCGUAGCAGUCCCGCCCACACCAGACCCGUUUGCUACGCCACGGUCACCUACUUUAACGUAAAUGACAGCGAGGACAGUAGCAGCAUUCACACCGAAUAUACGCUCCUUGACUAUGAUCCUGAUGCUGAUGAAGAUGAGAAAGCUCAGAAUAUGAUAAAUGAAAGCUUGGAAUUAGUUAGUACGUUAUGAAUUGUUUAUAAACUUUAUAAUAACGGAUUUCUUAUGGUUAAGUUAAAAGAAAUAAAUUGUAAAGCCGGUGUUAUAAAUCGGUGUUUAGUUUUACUUUAAAAUAUUAUGAUUUUUAAACGACAAUUUUUUUCAUUACGUUUUUUUUUUAUCUGUGCUCAAGUUUUGAUAUUUCCAUAUAGUAAAU
Molecule: messenger RNA, 795 nt
Organism: Vanessa tameamea
Lineage: Eukaryota; Metazoa; Arthropoda; Insecta; Lepidoptera; Nymphalidae
Exons: 2
Coding region: 75-611 (178 amino acids)
Source: RefSeq, a predicted model, not a curated record